CUCUUUACUUUCGACCCUAAAAGCUCUCUCCCCUUCCCCUUUUAAUCCUUCUCUCAAUCAAACCAAUCGUGGCCGUCCAUUUUGAAUCGGUAAGUAACGAAAUAGAUCUAGGGUUCUUCGCCGUUUGGGGGAGAUUCAUGGUGUGAAUUCGCAUAAAUUUUAGGGAUAAUUAGAUCUGGCGUUCCUAGGGUUCAUCGCCCUCGGGUGUGAUUGCAUUGUGUGCCGGAAUUGGAAGGAGAUUCAUGGAGAGAGGUGGGAGGAGAUCCGGCGGGGUGUUAAUCAAGAAACGAAGCUCCUCUGGUUGCUUGAUUCUGAAGAAGAAGACCGAUAACAACAACAACAACAACAACCUCCUCACGAGUGAUUCUGAGGAUUACAAUGUAGAAAGGGAUUCUUAUUAUCCUGAGGAUUGUUUUUUCGAGAGGCGUAGAUUAGAUGAUGAGGAUGAGAGCGAAGAAGACGAGGAAUUAUUGAAGAGAUCUUAUGAUGGUAGUAGUGGUAAGAAAUCAUAUUUAGGCUCUUCUGCUCAAUUUGGGAUAAAUAGGGAAUGUGGAAGUAGUAAAUAUUUAGAUAUUGAGAGGAUGAGGAUAAGAAGACCUUGUUUAGACCAGAAGAGCUUGAAUUUGGAUAAACCAAUUAGGGUUCAGGGGAAGAAUGGUGUUCUCAAGGUGAUGCCAAACAAGCAUAAUAAGGUGAUGAGAGGUUUACCACAAAGUUUCACUCAUGUCCAAGCUCAGAAGCCUGGGGAGACUGGUAAAAUACGCGUUGCGAUUAAGGCUGAAACCAAACUGGUUCCUACGGCGAGGGUACACUCAAAUGGGUUGCAACUACCCAUGAAAAGCAAGGGCCAUGAGCAAGAUUCUGAAGAUAGUGAUGAUUCUGGGAGGCUGGAGAAGAGGAUCAUUCAACCUCAGAAGGUUUUGAAGAUUGAGAGAGAGAAAACGUUAGCUGAGGCGCCGACACUUUCGAAAACUAGAGAAGGAGGGAAGGUUAAGCGCGGUUCAGGCACGGAGAAGCAGAGGUUACGCGAGCGGAUUAGGGAAAUGUUACUGGAAGCAGGGUGGAGUAUUGAUUAUAGACCUAGAAGGAAUAGAGAUUACUUAGAUGCUGUUUAUAUAAGCCCCAGGGGAACUGCAUAUUGGUCUAUUAUCAAGGCUUAUGAAGCUCUUCUUAAGCAGGUUAAUAGUGAGGAGCAAGUGGCUAAACCUUGUGAAGUUGGUUCCGCAGCUACUCUGAUCUCGGAUGAGAUACUCAGUCAGUUAACGCGGAAAACCAAAAGAAAGAUUGAAAACGAUAUGAAAAGGGUGGGACAGUGUGCCAAUGAUAGUGAUGGACAAGGAAGUCUUGGUGAUUUUACAGCUCCUCUUGAUGAACCACUUACACAUGUCUCACUGGAUCUAUCUGGUUGACUGUAUCUUGGUUAUGAUAUAGGCCGUGGGGACAUACUACACUCAGUUGGUGGAGGACUUCUGCCAGUCAAUGUUUCAUCUGCUGGUAAACCUUGCAGCUUCAUGAUUGAAAAAUAUUGGAGCAGCUUAAGUGUGCACCACUAGCUUUUUCCUGGAUCUUUCUCUGUAAUUUUAGCAUGUGAAGGUGAUCAAGUGUCAUGCUCUUGUUUCUUCUAUCAAAACACUAUUCUAGCUAGAUGGUUGUCAAAUAUUUUUUCUGUUUAAUGGAUCUGCAAUGACUCGAGGAGUCUUCUUCGCGUAGCCUCUAAAUCUAGUUAUAAAUAUUACUAACUUUUUUAU
Molecule: messenger RNA, 1748 nt
Organism: Eruca vesicaria subsp. sativa (arugula)
Lineage: Eukaryota; Viridiplantae; Streptophyta; Magnoliopsida; Brassicales; Brassicaceae
Source: the annotation of a GenBank genome assembly